This is a messenger RNA of Phycomyces blakesleeanus NRRL 1555(-), 528 nucleotides long. Its product is annotated as helix-loop-helix DNA-binding domain-containing transcription factor. The transcript has a single exon. The annotation marks the transcript as partial. Gene Ontology annotation, biological process: regulation of transcription by RNA polymerase II. The record is from RefSeq and is a predicted model, not a curated record. Gene Ontology annotation, molecular function: DNA-binding transcription factor activity, RNA polymerase II-specific; protein dimerization activity; RNA polymerase II cis-regulatory region sequence-specific DNA binding. NCBI's taxonomy places the organism in Eukaryota, Fungi, Mucoromycota, Mucoromycetes, Mucorales, Phycomycetaceae.
AUGUGCUUAGAUCACACGAUACAACCUAACUACCUAAAUGACGGCAGUGAUAGGUUAGCAUUUUCCCCAGUUUCGCCUGUAAGCAGUACGCUCUCCCAGCCAACAUCAGCAUUUAAAUCCCUUCAGGACAGGCUUCGAUCGGAUUCAACCGCCUAUUUACAGCAGAACAUACCCACCUCUGCAGCACACAGAUACCCACAAGAACGCACCAGCACUAAGCGACAGGCAUCGGAUAGUGUUGACCUUGACGACGACGAGGAGAGCGUUCGUCAUGCAUCUGUGUCAGGAUCCGAAGGUCGCAGUCCUAAGCGCAAUAAGCCACAGAAGGAGCUAUUAACUGAAGAAGAGAAGCGCACCAAUCACAUAGCAUCUGAACAGAAGCGAAGGAGUACAAUCAGAACUGGCUUCAAAGAUCUCACAGACAUUGUGCCCACUCUGAAAAAUAUUAACAAUUCCAAGAGCGCUGUACUGUUCAAGGCCGUAGAGUAUAUUAGAUACCUUGAAAAAAGAAAUAAGGGUCUUCAUGAA